GCUAGCUAAAUAGAAAGAAGAUUCAGCGAAAGGGGGCGGACAUUGUGUAUAGCUACUGCACUGUAUGCCUGAAAUAAAGUCUGCAGGAAGUCGACGUGCUCAGAGGUGCUGCGCAAGAGGCUUGACUAGUCUCGUAUCGCGUCAUCGAUAGUUAGCGAUCCUCGUCUUCAGAUUGAUUGCUGCGCGAAGAAUUAUGGAGACAAGAGCCCUAAAAAAUCCAUACACAGACUAUGACGGGACACCAGCCUGCACCCAAUAUCUCUUCGACCCACAUGGCAAACUGACGGCAGAGUUUGCUGGGCGUUUGAGCAGUAAGAUAAGUGAACUGCUGUCCCACAUGGAGCAUGGCCUGAAGUCAGCUGAUCCCAGAGAUUGCAGUGGCUACACUGGGUGGGCAGGUAUUGCCCUGCUAUACCUGCACCUCUCCAACGUCUUUGGGGAGCCCUCUUUCCUACAGAGGGCGCUGGACUACGUGAGCCGCAGCCUGCAGUGCUUAACACGCCGCUGGGUGACCUUCCUUUGCGGAGAUGCGGGGCCUCUGGCGGUGGCUGCCGUGGUCUACCAUAGGCUGCAGAGGAGACAGGAGGCUGAUGAGUGUCUAAGCAGGCUGCUCCAGCUCCACCGGUCCGUGGUGAAGGGGGAGGGUAGUCUGCCGGAUGAGCUUCUGUACGGCAGGAUCGGCUACCUCUCCUCCCUGGUUUUCGUCAACCAGCAGUUUGAAGAGGAGAAGAUUCCCAUGCAGUACAUCCAGCUGAUAUGUGAGGCUAUCCUGGCUUCAGGGGAGAAUCUGUCCAAGAAACGCCGGUACCAAGAGAAGACUCCCUUACUGUAUGAAUGGUACCAGGAGUACUAUGUGGGUGCUGCUCACGGCCUCACGGGAAUCUACUACUUCCUCAUGCAGCCUGGCUUUGGGGUGGGUGAGGAGAGGUUACUAAUGCUAGUGAAACCCAGCGUGGACUUCGUAUGCCAGCUGAAGUUCCCGUCGGGCAACUUCCCGCCCUGCAUCGGGGAUUCGCGCGACCUGUUGGUGCACUGGUGCCACGGCUCUCCUGGGGUCAUCUACAUGCUUCUGCAGGCCCACAAGGUGUACGGUGAGGAGCAGUACCUUAUAUAUGCGCUGCAGUGCGGGGAGGUGAUCUGGCAGCGCGGCCUGCUCAAAAAGGGCUACGGCCUGUGCCAUGGUGCGGCUGGCAACGCCUACGGCUUCCUGGCCCUCUACAAGCACACCCGCGACCCCAAGUACCUGUACAGGGCCUGCAAGUUCGCAGAGUGGUGCAUGGACUAUGGCAAACAUGGCUGCCGGACACCUGACACACCUUUCUCUCUCUUUGAAGGCAUGGCUGGCACCAUCUACUUCCUGGCUGACCUGCUGCAGCCCCUGAGGUCAAAGUUUCCCGCCUUCGAGAUGUAAAGCCGCCUUCCACCGGCGCCGCCCUUGUGGUGAAACCCGCCCCCCUGCCUGCCUCCCUGUCUCGGCCAAAGUUCACCAGUUUGUCAUCCUAACAGAAGACUGAGAAGUGGGGCUGAAGCCCCC
Molecule: messenger RNA, 1534 nt
Organism: Megalops cyprinoides (Indo-Pacific tarpon)
Lineage: Eukaryota; Metazoa; Chordata; Actinopteri; Elopiformes; Megalopidae
Gene: lancl1
Product: LanC antibiotic synthetase component C-like 1 (bacterial)
Exons: 10
Coding region: 194-1411 (405 amino acids)
Biological process (GO): peptide modification; carbohydrate metabolic process
Cellular component (GO): plasma membrane
Source: RefSeq, a predicted model, not a curated record